Messenger RNA from Pan troglodytes (chimpanzee), 8730 nucleotides. RefSeq names its product small integral membrane protein 35 (gene SMIM35). The coding region runs from base 7612 to 8133 and encodes 173 amino acids. The record is from RefSeq and is a predicted model, not a curated record. The transcript has 5 exons. NCBI's taxonomy places the organism in Eukaryota, Metazoa, Chordata, Mammalia, Primates, Hominidae.
CUGUCACCCAGGCUGGAGUGCAGUGGCAGGAUCACGACUCACUGCAGUCUUGAUCUCCUGGGUUCAAGUGAUCCUUUUGCCUCCUGAGUAGCUGGGACUCAGGCAUGCCACCAUGCCCGGCUAAGAUAAUUUGAAACAUAGUCUCAAGUUUCCUGAUGUUAGUACUACUCUGUCUCUCAGGGCGUAUUAUGCCUUCAGAUAUUGGCUAGUGAUGGUAAUGUAUGUAAAUAUAAUUUAUACAUAAAUACAUAUAUUAGAGAUGUGUGCUAAAAUUCUUUUGUUACUGACAGAGAUCAAAGAACUUUGGAGACCACAGCUCUAGGUAAUAAGGAGCCAGUAGGAGUUUAAGCAGGAGGAUGACUUGUUUGUUUUUGUUUUAUUUUGAAAGAUCACUUUGGUAGCUGUGUGGAUGGAGAGCCUGGGGUAGAGAGAAUAGUAGGGAACUCAUGCAGCGGUCCAGGUGAGAGAUGAGAUCCCAAACCCAGGGUAGGGCAGCCAGGAGGGCAGAGCAAUUUCACAUGCACGUUGGACUUGGUGACUGACUAGAUUUGGAAAACAAGGGCGAAGAGAUCCAAUCCCGGGGUAUUUCCAGGUGUCUGGGGGGAUUAGGCAAAUAAUAGUACCACCUACCAAGGUGGCAAACAGAGGUGGGUUUGGGGAGAAAGGUGAAGAGUCUGGGACUGAACAGUUUGAGUCAGAGGUGCCAGGGAGAGCCCUGGGUGGAGGUCGUACGUCCGGGGGUCCUGUGGCUGGUUUGGGGCUGCAGCCCCCUCUUCCCCAGCAGGGCCCAGGUGAGCGAGCGGGCUGGGUCAUGGUCAUGAUGAGUAACUCAGGCAGUAAUGGUGUCCUCUGUCCAGACCUCCUGAUUCUAGCCUGGUCACUGGGUGCUGCAUCCCAGGUAUCAGACCCUGAUUGUUACCAGUGGAGGGUGUCCUGAUUCUUUGUGCUUCGAACAAAGAAUUGGACAAAACGCACAAAGCAAGAAAAUAAUGAAGCAACAAAAGCAGAGAUUUAAUGAAAACAAAAGCACACUCCACAGGGUGGGAGUGGGCUGAACAAGAAGCUCAAGGGACUGGGUACAGAAUUUUCUGGGGCUUAAAUACCCUCUAGAGGUUUCCCAUUGAUUACUUAGUGUACACCCUAUGUAAAUGAAGUAGAGGACCACAAUCAGUCUGAUUGGUUGUGGAGAGAGACCAACCAGAGAUUGAAGUGAAGUUACAAAGUUACACCCUAUGCAAAUGUCUGAUUCGCCUGUGGAAAGUGACCAGAGGCUAAAGUGAAGUUACAAAGUUAUACUCCUAUGCAAAAGAAAACUUCGCCAGCGACGGAAGUUGUGAAAGUUGGGGUUUUCCUUUUGAUUUAGUUCUAGGAAGUCAGCAUGAAUUGGCCUUAGGUUCCCUGCCUCCAGGCCCUAUUCUCCUGCCUCCUGAUCACUCUCUAUAUUUCACUUUUGCAAAACCACUCAAAAUGCAGGUACCCUGUCUUCCUCCUCCUGUGAGCCAUCAUGGACGUGACAAGGCUACUUCUUCACGGUGCUCUAGGCCAAAGCAUUGGGAAAGCCAGAUUAGGCUGGGAGUGUCCUUGCUGUAAUUGGAUGCUGAGAUAAGCAAAGUGAAAUGCAGUGGAGAAGCAGGUGGCGCAGGGCAGGUUUGGGCGCUGUGCAGCUGCCUAAGCUGGGGAGGGACGGGUGUUUGACCACGCAGAAGGGCUCUACAGGGCCACGCUUUAGGACAGGAAUAUGCAUUCUGGCCUUAUCUGGUCAUUUCUGAGUUGGGAUAUCUGUAUCACUCCAGGGCAGGGUGUGCUUGACUCAGAGCCCACUCGGGGCUUGACCCAGAGAAGGCUAGCAUUUAAUAUUAGUGAUGAAGGCUGGGCAUGGUGGCUCACGCCUGUAAUCCCAGCACAAUUCCGCCAGGCGGACAUAUCGCUUGAGUCUAGAAAUAUGAGACCAGCUUGGGUGAUAUAGCGAAACCCUAUCUCUACUAAAAAUUACAAAAAUUAGCCAGGCGUGGUGGCACAUGCCUGUAGUCCCAGCUACUUGGGAGGCUGAGGUAGGAGGAUGGCUCGGACCCGGGAAGUAGAGGUUGCAGGGAGCCAAGAUCUUGCCACUGCACUCCAGCCUAGGCAACAAAGCGAGACCCUGUCUCAAUAAUAACAAUAAUAAUAAUAAUAAUAAUAAUAAUAAUAAUGAUAAUAAUAGUGAUGAAGAAAACAACAAAAAAUCUCCACCCCUGAAAAAACAGACAAAUAACAUAACAAAAGCCAGGCACGAUGGCACAUGCCUGUAGUCCCAGCUACUCAGGAGGCUGAGGGAAGAGGAUCUCCUGAGCCCAGGAAUUUGAAGCCAGCCUGGGCAACAUAGGGAGAUUUCUUCUCUUAAAAAGAAAACAAACAAAACCCUUUAGUAUUAGAGAUGACUCUGAGGAUGACACCCAGAACCGCCAACCUGAACCUCCGGUGGGACCUUGGGGUCCAUGUGGAUGGGGAACACGGUGUAUGAAAUCAAUGGCAGAUUGGUGCCUAUCUGAUCUCCCAUUUAAAAUUUUUUCUUUGCAAGAGAAAAGAAGAGUGAUAUAGAUUGGUGUGUUAGGAAAAAACUCAAACUCAAUUUUCCCCUUGGUUCUCAUGCCACAAUCAUCAACGCAAUAGACUUCUGUGACCAAAUGCCUGGAGGUUCUCCCCACACACCAGUAAGCAAUCAUUUCUGCAGCAGACACUGGCUGACACUUCAAGUCAACUCAAUUCCAACACUAUCUACCAGAUAGCAACAGAUCUUAUGGUUGAUGAGGGCUCAGUGCCACAAGACCGCAACUCCCUUCCCACUAGUUACAAAUCUAGGCCUCUGGACCUUCUAUCCAGUUGUUCUUCAUUUGGCGUUCCCAUGACUCCCUCAUUUGCUGGAGUGACUCAGAGAACUUAGGAGAACACUUACCUUUACAGGUUUACUAUAAAGGAUAUUACAAAUGAUACAGAUGAAGAGAUACAUAGGGUGAGAUAUGGGGUAAGGGACACGGGGCUUUCAUGCCCUCCCUAGUCACGUCCCCUUCUGGAAACCUCCACCUGUUCAGCUAUCUGUCCUUUUUUAGGCUUUUAUGGAGGCUUCAUUACAUAAGCAUGAUUGAUUAAGCCACGGGCCAUUGGUGAUCAACUUACCCUCCAGCCCCUCUCUCCUCCCCUAAGGUUAGGGGUGGGGCUUAAAACCCAACCUUCUAAUCCUGCCUUGUGCUUUCUGGUGAUCAGCCCCUGAUCUACCUGAAGCCACCUAGGCGCUUCCAGGCCUCAGUCAGCUCAUUAGCACACAAAAAGACAACCUUUGGAGUUUCUAAGGACUUUAGGAGUUGUAUGCCAGGAAAUGGGGCCGAGGACCAAAUAUAUUUAUCACAAUAGGCAAAAAGAUUCAACAUGAAGAGGGUAAAGAAGAUUUAGAAAUAAAGACAGAAAAAUGGAGACAAGAGAGACAGUAAACAGAAAGAGUAGAAAGGUAAGCAGAAAAUCAUCAACUGAAAGAAACAGAAAGAAGAGUAGAAGUGUUACAGGAAAGGGGUCCCCAUCCAGACCCCAAGAGGGGGUUCUUGGAUCUCACCCAAGAAAGAAUUCACAGCAAGUCCACAGUGCAAAGGGAAAGCAAGUUUAUUAAGAAACUAAAGGAAUAAAAGAAUGGCUACUCCAUAGACAGAGCAGCCCCGAGGGCUGCUGGUUGCCCAUUUUUAUGGUUAUUUCUUGAUGAUAUGCUAAACAAGGGGUGGAUUAUUCAUGCCUCCUCUUUUUAGACCAAAUAGGGAACCUUCCUGACUUUGCCAUGGCAUUUGUAAACCAUCUUGGCACUGGUGGGAGUGCAGCAGUGAGGAUGACCAGAGGUCACUCUUGUCGCCAUCUUGGUCUUGGUGGGUUUUGGCCAGCUCCUUUAAUGCAACCUGUUUUAUCAGCAAGGUCUUUAUGACCUGUAUCAUGUGUUGACCUCCUGUCUCUUCCUGUGACUUAGAAUACCUUAACUGUCUGGGAAUGCAGCCCAGUAGGUUUCAGCCUCAUUUUACCCAUUUUACUCCUAUUCAAGCUGGAAUUGCUGUGAUUCACAUGCCUCUGACAGAAUUAAGAGAGAGAGAAAAUAAAAGAGGCAACAGAAAAACAGAUGGAAGUAAACGAAGAGGCAGAAACUCAGAGACACAAAGAAGGCAAGGGUGCAGGAGUGUGGAGGGAGGGCCGGGAGAGGGUUGGGAGGGAGGAAGCCCUUGUCCUGGGUUCCUUCUUUCCCCAUCCACAUGCCCUGUUCUCUGUUGCAAAUGGAAGAAGCCAGAGCCCAAGUGAACCACCUGUCUCCAUUGCUGACUCCCAGCUGGUCUUUGGGAAGCAUCAGAGGCAGCUGUCACCUUUGCUUUGGCCGGGAAGGAGCCUUCCAGCAGCGUCUGGAGAGGAGCUGGGCUGGCCUGUGGUCUUGGCCCCUGCGAACUGAAGGGAAGCCUGACUUGAUGUAUUAGCUUGGGGGUGCCUCUCUUGACCCACUUUUGUUUGUUUGUUUUUGAGAUGGAGUCUUGCUCUGUUGCCCAGGCUGGAGUGCAAUGGCACAGUCUUGGCUCACUGCAACCACCACCCGGGUUCAAGUGAUUCUCCUGCCUCGGCCUCCCAAGUAGCUGGGAUUACAGGCACCCACCACCACGCCCAGCCAGUUUUUGUAUUUUUGGUAGAGAUGGGAUUUCACCAUGUUGGCCAAGCUGGUCUUGAACUCCUGACCUCAGGUGAUCCACCUACCUUGGCCUCCUAAAGGGAUGGGAUUACAGGGAUGAGCCACUGCGCCUGGUCCCACUUUCAUUUUUGAUGAAACAAAAUUGGAAGGUUAGUUGGUGGGAGGUCAAGGACCUUCCAAUUCCAAGGGGAGACUGAGUUGUAAUGAACUUGGACUGAGGCAGUUGGUGGGGUUCUGCCCCACGUGGUGGGUGGCAUUGUUACUUACACGCCAAUGCUUUUGCUGUGGGCUGCAAAAGUGGGAAUCCCUUGAGCAGGGAGGGUUGGUUUUGUGAAGUCAACUCAUAAUGGGGACAGAGGCUUGAUGCUGGCUUAGUCAGUGACACCCACAUACCUAGCAAAAGAGUCACCAAAGAGGGGUACUGGGUGCAGAGGAAAUGGGCCCCAUAGAUCCAAGCUAAUCAGUGUCCAGCAGCCCAGGUCGCAGGAAGGGCUGUGGGGAACAGGAGCAGGUUCUGCUUAACAGAGGUUGCCUCUGUGGAGGCCAGCGGGAUCUGUGAGGUUUUCCCAGGGCUCAGGUGAAGUAUCCCCCACCCCUCCCACUUCCUUUGAUCCGACGGUGUUCAUCUGGUAACCUAGUUACUGAUUCUGCUUCCCUGGAGCACUAAUGCCAAGAAGAAGGUAGCUCCAGCUGGGGACCUGCCACUCUAGUCCCUGAAAUAAUUUACUACUUAAAAAAUGUAAUACAUUGGCAUAAAAAUAGCUAGAAAUGCCACUCAUUGAGAGAGCACUUGCUAAAUGCCUUCUGUGAAUUGAUCAUCCAAUCUUUUCAAUCUUGUGAGGUGGGCAUUAUUUUCUCCAUUUCACCUACAGGGAAACACUCUCAGAUCUGGGAUUUGAAGCUGGGUCUCUCUGCAGCUGAAGCUUGGGGUCUUAACCACCUCCCUUCUUGGAGGAGACGGGGUUGAAAUGAUGCUGGGCUUACGCCUUGGCCUGUCUAUAGCCUCUCAGUCACUCCCACUGUGGGUGUCAUGUGUCUGUCACGAGUGGCAGUGCAAGGUGUCCCGUUUUGGAACAAGCAGGGCCACGACCAUAUGCUAGAAUGGGUGACUCAGCAGAAGCAGUGCCUCUGGGAGCCUCUGCUGGCCUGGACGCUUCCCACUGGAGUUCCUCAACCUGCAACCAGGACACUGUGAUGUGAGGUCACAGGGCUGGAGAGGGGCAGCCUGGAAGUGCUUUCUCUGUCCCUCUCUUACUUAUAGAUCAAAAAAGGAAAAUUAAAAGGGGGCCAGGGUGGGUGUCUGCCUGGGGAUCCAAAGGAUGAGGGCAGCCAUGUGGGAGGGAUGAUGGGAGUACCCAUGUCUGGCUGGCUAAGAGAGACUUGGAAGCCAGAUUAGAACCAGCAUUCCAGGGAACCUGGAGUUGGCAGGGAAUUAGAGGAAGGGGUGGCGAGGGGAACAGCCAGAGGGACACCCUGGACUCUAUAGAAGGGGGUCCCAGACAGCCAUUUGCAGUUGCUCUCCCAGACCCCCGGGGGUCCAGAGGAACACAGGAUGCUAAGCCUAGAAGGGAAAGGCUGUCAAGGAGUCUCCCAGGUGAGCAUGGCAGCCGUCCCUGGGUUUCCACCACUAAGGCUUCCCAGGGCUGCCUGGCCCCUGUCCUGCCCUCGCUGCCGGCCUGGGAAGAAAAGGCCGAAUCGAAACAGACUACAGCAAAACCCUGACUCAUGCCUUCCGAUGCCAGUAGACCCGAUUUUGUAUUUCCCAGCACUUUCAUUAGCACCAAGAGCUAUUAUAAUUGCAAAAGGUGUGUGGGGAGGUGGGAGUGGGUGCUCACACUCACAGCAUGGGAAGUGGGGCUGAGACUCUUGUCAGGGGAGAAAGACCUCAGCCUCCUACCCCAUCCCCGUUCACCUGAGAGGUGGUGGGAUGGGGAGUGGUCUGGGCUCUGGGCAGAGACUCUAGGCAGGCCACAUGGGUGGGGGACCUGGAGGAGAGGCAUGUGAGUAGAUACGGCUUGAGGGAGCCCCUAGAGCACGGGAAUUGGGUUGUGAUAAGGGGACUGGGCUUGGGCACAGCCCUGGCUGCCUCCUGGCACCCCACUCAGACUCCUCUCCUCCUGGGCCCUCACAGGUGGGUCUGCAGGUGUGUCUGCCAGGGCAGUGCAGCCUCCACUCGCUCCCAGGCUCAAGGCUAUGAGAUAAAAUGCUAAUCAUUCCCUGCCUGUAGGUUCCUAGCUUGCUUUGGUACUUAUCUUCCCUGUCACGGAGGGAGUGGGAGGCCUCUGAUCCCUAGGCCGGCGUGGGAGCCGGAAUUCUAGACAAGUUUAUCCAGUAGGAUUGAGCACCUCACCCUGUGUCUCAGAUAUGGUGGUUUGUAAUAGCAGUUUGGGGUUUCAUCUGGGCUCAGAGUGAGGCAGGGCUCUGGGAUUCCAGGCUGCUUUUCCAGGUAAGGCGGCAAAUGAAUGGAGGUAGAGCUACGUGGGAAGACCUGCUGAAACUGAAGGAUCCUGACGGACCCCAGGGCACCCCAAGGCCUAUCAGUUAGUUGCUUGCCUGGGCCCCAGCGCCCCUGUUGCGUGUUGCGUGCUCUUGGGUUUUUAACAACAGCAGCCAACUUGUGUGUCAUGCUUCACAGUUGGCAGAGACCUUCCACACAUUCUGCACUCUGAGAUGUGUCUAUGAGGCUGCUCAUGUUCCAAGUAAGAGGUGAGCCCUCGGUGAGUGGCAGAGCCCAGACCCCUGCAGGGCUGUGGGCUCCAUGCUGGGUGCUCUUCCCUCCUCUCAGCACCUGUGUGAGGAGUGAGGGGCACCACUUCCCCUCCCAGACUGAGAACUGCCCCCGCCCCCAUGCCUGGGCAUCACAGGUGACAGCGUUCUUCACGUGACCUUCCCUCUUCUAGAGACUUCUCACAUUGGAGCAGUGUCAUGGGAUGAUAUUUACUGUGAAUAGGAAGUCCCACGCCCCCCAGGUUAUAACUCCUCUACAGGAUGGCCGGGAGCUUGAAGAUGUUCUCAAUCACACACUCUGGCCUCUGCAGACCCUAAUGUUGGGAGACGGGGUUUCGCCAUUUGCCCAGGCUGGUCUCGGACUCCUGGCCUCAAGAGAUCCUCCUGUCUCAGCCUCCCAAAGCACUAGGAUUACUGGCAUGGGCCACCAUGCCUGGCCGAUGCUGGUUUCUUCUCCUCGCCCCCCCUCAGGUGGUGAGGACUCCAUCAGCACCUUGGGCCUGAUCCUUGGCGUGGGGCUCUUGCUGCUGCUCGUGUCCAUCCUCGGCUACAGCCUGGCCAAGUGGUACCAGCGCGGGUACUGCUGGGAGGGGCCUAAUUUUGUCUUCAACUUAUAUCAAAUCCGGAACCUGAAGGAUCUGGAGAUGGGUCCACCCUUCACCAUCAGUGGUCACAUCAGCAGCACAGAUGGUGGCUACAUGAAGUUCUCCAACGGGCUAGUCUGAUGCAGAGACAGCAACUUGUGAAGCCCUGGGGAGGUGAGUUGGAGUUGGGAGAGCUGCCGAGUGAGCCUGAUGUCCAAGUAAGGUCCUAAGAGGGUCCAGUCACCCAAGCCUCGCACCAAGGACCACUUGGAACCCAAAGAGAUUAUCUGGUUCAUCCCCUGUCUUCUGGUGCCGAUCUCAGGCUUGGGUCAUGUUUUCCCCCACCCGCUUCUGGCACUGGGCCUGCCCUGUUUCCUCCUGUCCACCCAAUCCAUGCCCGGCCUUUCCUUCCUGGGAAGGUUCUGUUUGCAUUCAAGGUGGAAGCUUCUAGAGCACAGCUUUUUAUCUUAACUCUUGCUCUGAGAUAAAAUUUCCAGAUGGCCAAUAUCUCCAAGAAGCAUCACUCUAGCACUUCAGUUCUGAGCUUUCUGAGCCCAGGAGCCUCCCCUGCUUCAUGGCCCGCCAACUCUUUGGCCACACAUUCCCUUGCCUGCCUUCAAGCCCAUCCCUUCCCCACAUCUCAGUUGCUUUUUCCCAUUCAAACCAUUUCUCCCUUGGGCAGUUCUUGCCCCUCCCAGGCUCCCCUGGACUGCCCUCAUCCCCUCAGAUCUUCAAGGC